Closterium sp. Naga37s-1 is the source of this 5118-nucleotide messenger RNA. Lineage: Eukaryota; Viridiplantae; Streptophyta; Zygnematophyceae; Desmidiales; Closteriaceae. The record is from the annotation of a GenBank genome assembly.
AUGGGGAUGCUUUUAGCGCCGCGAGCGGACAUGAUUCACAGCAACGAUUCCUCAGAGUGCGGCGCCAAGCUCCAGUUCGCAGCGCCUGAUUACAGACCUCCAGCUGGCCGGUCGCGCCGUAGAAGCUUCAACGAGCCUUCGUUCGAAUCGUGGCGCGUCAGCAGGCCAAUCUCAGACUCUGCCGCCUGUCUCGUCGAGCCUGCCGCUUACGACCCCUCCUCUCGUGCGCCAUCCGCGUUGUCCUCUCCCGCAGCUUCUGGGUCGUCGUCGCCUGUCGCCGUUCCUCGCGCGAGCAGCAGCAGCAACAGUCACAGAAGCCCUCCUAGUGCCGCGGUCGCGUUCCCCACGUCUCUCUCGUCUCCUGUCGGCUCUCCGCAAUUCAGCUCCUUCCUCUCGUCACUCUCCCCGCACCCGCUUCAACUCAACCACCCUAAUCCGCUCAUCGUACCGCCGCUCCCCUCGAGGAGUAUUGACUUCACCGUGACCGACGGCGCGUCGCGGUCGUCUUUUGAGAGCUUCGGCUCGACGGCUGCUGACCCUCUGUCUCCCGUAUUCACCACGAGUGCCUCCCCCCCGUGCCCCUCCUCCCCCUCCUAUCACUGCGUUUUCCCCUCGCCGCCUCCCAGCCCGCCAUCCGAGCGCCAUGACCUUACCCCUUUUCUUUUCGAGAAUCCUCAAAAAACAACAAUUAGCCCAUCCCUCGAGCCAUACCAGCCUAGUAGCCCCUUCCAAAGCGCCCCGCAGAGUCCUCACGGACGGGGGAUAAGAUCCCUCGGGAGCUCGCCACGUGGUAGUUCCGCGCUGACUGCGGAGAGUGAGCGGCUCGGCGGAAGCUGUCGCUGGACCGGCGGGCCAUCCAAUCCCCCCACCUCUUCCGCCUCCCCGGCCGGCGUUUCUUCCGCCUCCGCGCGCAGGCGCUCGAUGCGCCACCUCCCGCCGCUCGCGCAGGAGCCCCCUUCCGCCGCCUCGUCGUUCGCCGUCGUCACCGCCACAGCGGCAUUGGCGGAAGCGCGGCGGCUGAAGCGCGCAUCGUCGUCGUCGUCAGGACUCGAGGGGAAGGGCGGGUUCUCUUUUCACCAUCCCGCCGCCACCCCCUCCUCGCCCCUAGCAGCCCCGUCCCAACGGCUAAGCAGCACCCAUCCCCGCUUCCACCGCCGGCACGGCUCCGCUUCGUCAUCCUCCGGCUCGGGAUUGUUACCCGCCUUGGGAUUGCCGACGCCGCCUCGCGACUCCGCCUCGCGGCCGGCCGCGGUGGUUACGGCGGCGGCCGACUCCGCGGAACCGCUUUCUCCGGAGAGCUCCCCCACGCCGUCCGCUUCCUCUAGGGGGUAUUCUCCCCGUUCCGCGCUCUCCUCCUUCGGAGCGAAACCUAUUCCCACGCGUCGCAGUGGCAGCGGCGGCGGCGGUGGCAGCAGCGAUAGCAGCCGCGGAAUUAUUAGCAGCGGCGCUAUUCGCGCGUUCGAUCCGUUGGACGAAGCGAGCUCGCCGCCAAACGCUCUCAGCGGCAACGGCGCCCUCUCGCUUUUCGAUGCGCCUUUAGCACAGCCCGUAGCGGGUGGCACGAGCCACGCCGUGUCGCACUUUCCCGUCGAUCGCGGCAGCGGCGUGAUGCGGGUCGGGCAAAGGGAGGACUCAUUAGUAGCCGCAGAAGAAUCGGAGCGCCGGGGCGCGAUCGAAACGCGUUACAGAAACGCGCUGAAUGAACCCCGCGGCACCGGCAGCGGCGGCGAGGCGCGAAAAAACCGGUUUCUGGGCGGUCCGCGCAAGUCGCGGACGUUCGACGUGCUUCCGCGGGGCGCGGGGGAGGAGAGCAACGGCGGUACUCCCGUAGCUUCUGGCCCAACGGGCUUGGGGACCCGUGCGGAUUCCAAGCAGCGACGGGACGGGCAUUCCAUGGGGGACGGGACGGCGGCGACGGCGUUCAAUGGGGGAGUCGAGGGCUUUAAGAGGAUCGAGGGAUCUGCGGAGAGAGUGAUUGGUGGAGCGGGACCGUGCGCUGCUGCGGGCGCGGCGGCGGACCGGUAUGCGCGGCAGGCGCGAGGAGCAGGGCUGCAGCUACGGCGGGGUAGCGCGGGGCUCGCGGUGCAGGUGGAAUCGACAAAUCAUCAUUCUCAGCAGCAGCAGCAGCAGCAGCAGCAGCAGCAGCAGCAGCAGCAGCAGGUGUAUGGGAGCGGGCAUGACGCGGCGGCGGAAAGGGGGGGCGAGCGGGGGAGGCGGCUACUCAAGACGGCGAGCAGCCGCCACCUGGAUCCCGCGCCGUCGCUCGCGUCGCCCGCGCUCCUCACGCCGCGCGAGCGCUGGCAGCUGCUCAAAAGCGGCAGCGGCAGGUGGGGCGGGCAGGGCGGCAGCGGGAGUACCAGCCGCGGUGGCAGCGGAAGCGGCAGGAAGGGGGAGGGGGAGGAAGCGGACGAUGAGCGCAGCAGAGAGAUUCCCCUGCUUUCCUCCCCUGGAGCGCUCCGCCCGUGCGUUCCCGCGCCAGCACAUUCCCCUACCGCCUUCCGCCGUCCGCCUCCCCGCUCUCCCCCCAGAAACCCCGCGAGCUGCGCGUCCCCUUGCGCCGCUGCUGGCGCCGCGGAAGAUGCAGCUGCAACGCCGCGCGCGCCCUGGCGUUUCACAAAGUCUAAGUCCGACUCGACAGACGGGCCCGCAAUAGCGGGGAUACACCUGUCCCCCUCCCCGCCGCUCUCCCCAGGCGCGCGCAGGCACGCGCUGGAGCUUCCCCCGUCGCCUCCCCGCGCCCCCGCGGCGCACAGGCACCUCGCCUCUCUCAAGCUCUCCCUCGCGUUCCUAGACGCGCUCGACAGCCCCCCCGCUGCUGACGUGGCGCUGGGCGGCGGUGGCAGCAGCAGCAGGGACGCGGCUCACGUGCAGUGCCAUGCUGACGCGGACUUGCGCUGUGCUGACGCGGGCUUGCGCUUUGCUGACGCGGACAGCGACGUGGGGGGUGGGAGGACUGGUCAGGUGGGUGGGCGACUGAAUGGUCGCAUGGGCGGCAGCAUGACGGAUAUGUACGGACACAUGGAGAGCGUGGGAGUGGCGCCAGAGAGGGAGGUGCGAGGACAGCAGGCAAUGCAGGAGCCACGGCUGCAGCAAUGGCAGCAACGGCCGCAGCGCUCAUUGGUGGGAGAUUCGGCCGCCGUCUUGCCACACGCACCACACUCAUCACAUGCAUCAUAUGCUCAUGGCUUCGAUGAUGCCAUGUCAGCGCACCGGCGAAGAUCCAUGGGAGGGGCUGCAGACGUGGAGAGCGGGAGCAGGAGAGGUGGCUUGUAUCAGGAGCAGGGCGAUGGUGACUAUAACGAGAGUAACGAUGCCUGGGAGCAGAAGGCAUUGCACGAGAGCAUGGGGUGGGGCCGGCGCGGGCAGCAGUGGCGCGGUUGGCGUGAGCUGAUCCGAAGCAGCAGCAGCGGGGGGCCCAGUGACAUCAGCAUGGGUGGGGACAGCAGUGGUGGCAGUGGGAGCAAAGGUGGCGGCGGUGGUGGUAGGAGUGAGAGGGAGAAUGAGAUGGAGGCCCUGCUGACGUCAUGCCACCUGCUGCGCCACUCUCUCGCCUCCUCUUCCCCCUCCUCCUCCACCCUCGCGGCCUUCCGCACUGCCCUCGCACAUGCUGAUGCUCACGCGAAUGCUCAUGCACGUGCGGGCGGCACGUUUGCUUGUGAAAACGCCACGAUGCUCAGCACCAGUAUCAACGCGCACGGUGACACUGAUACUGCUGCUGGUGGUGCAGCUGCAGCUGCUGCUUUUGCUGCUGCUGCUGCUGCGCCACCUGCUGCGGGGUCGUUAUCUGGCCCGCUCCCUCGCAUUGCUCGCUCCAGUAAGUACUGCAGCCAAGGCAGUCAAGGAAGUCAACGCGGCCGAGGAAGUCAAGCAAGUCAACGCGGCCAGAGAAGCGGCAGAAUGACCCGAGUCAAGUCUGGGUCAUGCACGAGCCCUCUGGACUAUGUUGCUGGACGAGGGGAGGAGGAGGGGGCGUUGGGUGGCGCGGGAAGAGUGGGCUUUGGGCGGCUGGGGUCGAGAGUUGGGUUCUCUCCCCGGAGAAAUGGGCUUGGGAUUGGUGGCGCUAGGAAUGGGAGGAAGUGGGAUGAGGAGGAGGAGGGGGAUGAGGAGGGGGAUGAGGAGGGGGAAGGGGGAGAGGAAGGGGGGUGGGAAGGCGAGGGCAUGUUCGGCCGCAUCCACACGUGUGUGGAGCGGAGCUCGCGCCGCACGUACGCGUGCAAGUCCAUCUCGAAGAAGAAGCUGCAGUGCUUGGAGGACGCAGGGGAUGUGCGGCAGGAGGUGGUGAUGCUGCAUAUGCUCAAGGGCCACCCGCACAUCAUUGGUCUGAAGGAAGUCCUGGAAGAUCCCAAGUCCAUCCAUCUCAUCAUGGAUCUCUGUUCGGGCGGCGAUCUAUUCGACGCAGUCAAGGCCAGAAAGCACCUCCCCGAGCCGCUAGCGGCGCGGCUGCUGCAGCAGCUGGUGGGAGCGCUGCUGCACUGCCACGCCACGGGCAUCGUGCACCGCGACGUGAAGCCCGAAAACAUCCUCCUCGUCUCCUCGUCCUCCGCUGCCGCGCGCCGCACGGCCAGCAUGGGGAGCGGGGUCAUGAGCGCGAUGAGCUCAGCAGGUGGAGGAGGAGAGGGGAGCCACGGCAAUCAGCUGGGUGAUGAGGACGUUGCCGAUCACCUGGGUUCACUGCGGAACAGAGGAGCCACGGUGGGGGGCACAGGCAGCACGGGAUCGUUUCUUGACGGAGGGGAGUGCGAUCUGCACAUCAAGCUCAUCGACUUUGGCGUGGCUGCGUUCCUCGAUCAUGACGGCAUGUGCAGGCACACGGCGGGCACGACAGAGUACAUGGCACCAGAGGUGCUCUCAGGCGGGCGCUACUCCCCACAGGUGGACGUGUGGAGUGCGGGGGUGGUGCUCUUCGUCAUGCUCUCAGGGGUGCUCCCCUUCUGGCCGUCCCACCGUGAGGGGCGCUCCACAGAAGAUGCCGUGCUGCGCCAGCCGCUGCGGUUCGGGCAUUUCCGGUGGGCGGCGGUGUCCGGGGCGGCAAAGGACCUGGUGGCGAGGAUGCUGACGAGGGACCCUGACAAGAGGAUUUCCGCCUUGCAAGUGCUUGGUGAGUGGUAUAGUCGGUGA